UAGGCUUCACUCACAAAAUCGCGAUUCGAAUUCAUCAUUUUCUUUCAAUCAAGAAUCAGCUUCAGUCAUUGUUCUAAUUCGAACUCCCUCUAGAAUAACUUUUUGUUUUUGUCGAACAAAAAUGGCUAACACCAGCAACAAUGUCGCUGGGGUUGACAACACAUUCAGAAGAAAAUUCGAUCGUGAAGAGUAUCUCGAACGAGCUCGGGAGCGUGAGAGACAGGAGGAAGAGGGUCGAGCAAAACCUAAAGCUAAAGGUCCUCCAGUGCAGAGGAAGCCCUUGAAACAUAGAGAUUAUGAAGUAGACCUCGAAUCCCGGUUGGGAAAGACUCAGGUUGUAACGCCGGUUGCACCACUAAGCCAACAGGCUGGAUAUUACUGCUCAGUUUGUGAGUGUGUGGUGAAGGACUCUGCAAACUACUUGGAUCAUAUUAAUGGAAAGAAACAUCAAAGAGCGUUGGGCAUGUCUAUGCGAGCUGAACGUUCUUCUCUCAAACAGGUUCAGGAACGGUUUGAAAAUCUUAAGAAACGUAAAGACCUUGGAAGCUUUACUGAGCAAGAUUUUGACGAAAGGAUUUUAAAACAGCAACAAGAAGAGGAAGAAAGAAAGCGACUGCGUCGGGAAAAGAAAAAAGAAAAGAAGAAGGAGGCUGUGGAAGAACCUGAAACCGAUCCUGAUGUUGCUGCCUUGAUGGGGUUUGGUGGUUUCCGGUCAUCAAACAAAAAGUGACAUUCUACAUGCACGAUGUAUGAAAUUUUGAGCGACUUUCUGCAAUGUUAAGCUGAAUCUGUAGCAGCUUGAUUCUGGGUGGCUUAAGGAUGAAUAUAUGAUUAAAAGAAAAAUAGUUGGGCUCAAAUAGUAGUUUGCAAGCUGGUUCAUUGUGUUAUAUUUGUUAACAAGAUUGGUUUGGUUGUUGUACAUUUCUUCUGAUUGCUAACAUGAUGUAUCAAAAAAAGCUUAAAACAUGUGUAUUCGCUAUCGCUGUCUAUGUGGGGAGAGACAACUUUCCAGCUAUAGAAAUUCAUUACAAACAUUCGAUGCAAUUCGAUAAUGGGCUUAAGAAAUUAUAAGAUGAUCAUAGCUGACAAUGGUGCAGAGUUACCUUAAA
Cicer arietinum (chickpea) is the source of this 1109-nucleotide messenger RNA. RefSeq lists its product as uncharacterized. The record is from RefSeq and is a predicted model, not a curated record. Gene Ontology annotation, biological process: mRNA splicing, via spliceosome. Gene Ontology annotation, molecular function: nucleic acid binding; zinc ion binding. NCBI's taxonomy places the organism in Eukaryota, Viridiplantae, Streptophyta, Magnoliopsida, Fabales, Fabaceae. Gene Ontology annotation, cellular component: spliceosomal complex; U4/U6 x U5 tri-snRNP complex.